Messenger RNA from Camellia sinensis, 3999 nucleotides. The record is from RefSeq and is a predicted model, not a curated record. Lineage: Eukaryota; Viridiplantae; Streptophyta; Magnoliopsida; Ericales; Theaceae.
UUUUAACAAUUAUUUGUUCCCCUUACCUGUAAUUAUUGGAGAUUUAUGCCAACCAUAAAUUAUCUUUGUUAAGUAAAAAAAAAUUACAAAAAGAAAAAAAAAAAAAAACCAAAAUUUUAUCCCAAAAACAAAUUAAUCCUCAAUCUUUAAUUUUAUCAAAUUAAACCCCAUAAUUUUAAUUAGGCUUCAAUUUAACCCAUCUGUCCAAGUCCAAUUAUCACACUAACGGCAAAAAAAUUGUGCAAUAUACGUGACAUUUUUUCAUUGGCUCUUUAAACCUGAUGGAAAAUUCAACUUUCAACUCACUUGCACCAAAUUAUAAGUACCAUAUGAUUUAAUCUUAACCACUUAUCUGAACUUUACUAUGCCCUUCACCAUAUUCAAUCAAUUCACCAUUCCUUUUCUUUUAGUCUAUUUUCCAUUCCCCUUCCCCUCGCCUCUACUUCUACCUCCGCCACCGCCACCGCCACCGCCACCAAGCCAAGCUCCAACCAGAAAAGGAGCUAUGUCAGCCACUAGAUGUUCCCUCACCUAUCCUUCCCCAAUUCACUCCUCUUUAUACGCCAACUACAGACCUAAAGUUAUCUGUAGAAGAGAAACUAUCACCAAGCAAUUUCCCAAUCCACUCACCAUCGCAAACGCUGAUGGAGGCAGAAGCAACGGUGGCCCCACCACUAAGUCGAGUCCUUCGGCCCAUUUUCUCAGCUCCGACAAUGCCACUGUGUCUUUUAUCAGCAAGGAUAGUGUCCCUAUUGAGGGGGUCACUCGAUUUGAGAAAUCCAAUUUUUCUUUGCUUUUCAACAAAUGGGGGACCUUUUCACGAGGAGGACGAUUGGCAGUGGCAGUGGCAGUGGCAGAGCAGAGAAUGGUCUCUACAUCUUGGAUAAGGCAGAUCACAUGGCUCAUCCUACCAUCCAAUCUUCAAUCACCAAGGACGACAUUUGGCUUUGGAACCAGCAUCUAGGACAUCCACUUUUUUUAUUACUUAAGCAUUUAUUUUCUUCUUUUUUUAGAAGAACAAUAAUGUUUUUAAGUUUAACUGUGAGUUGGGUCAACUUGGCAAACAACACCGAGCUUCUUUUGCUCCAAGUAUUAAUAAAAGUUUUGUUCAUUUUUCAUGGAUUCAUUAUGAUGUUUGGGGUUCCUUCUCGUGUUGUUUCAUUAAAAGACCAUAGAUGGUUUGUCACCUUCAUCGAUGAUUUUUCUCACACUACUUGGAUGUAUUUACUAAAAGAAAAUAGUGAGAUUUUCUCUGUGUUUCAAACCUUUCAUUUGAUGAUUCGCACUCAAUUUGGGGCUGUUGUACAAAUUCUGUGUUAUGGCAUUAUUCAUUAGACUUCUUGCACCAACACCUCUCAGCAAAAUGGGAUUGCGGAAUGCAAGAAUCAUCAUCUUCUUGAUAUCGCUCGCUGCAUGACUUUCUCUAUGCACAUGCCUCGGUCUUACUAGGGUGAAGCUGUCCUUACCACUGCCUAUCUUAUCAAUCGCCUCCCCUACUCAAGUGUUGCACAAGCAAACCCCUCUUCGGGUAUUCUUAGGCUCUCAACCCGUGUCUUCUAUUCCCCUCAAAGUUUUUGGAUGUGUCUGCUUUGUUCACAAUCAUUUUCCUACUCGUGGUAAACUGGGUCCUUGUUCUCUUAAAUAUGUCUUUCUUGUGUACUCACCUACUCAAAAGGGAUAUAAGUGUUAUUAUUUUCCUUCACAUAAGUGGUUUGUAUUCAUGGAUGUCACAUUCUUUAAGUCCUAGUCCUACUUCUUAUCCUGUCUGGUUUCCCAGUCAUCCAUUCAGGGGAGAGCCUUGGUGUGAAAAGAUUCUUGGCAUAGGACCUAUUUCUGAACCUUUACCAGUUGUUGAGGAUAUAGCGUAUGAACCACAAUGUGAACCAGCUAUUGGGAAUACAUAAGCUAAUACACUCAAGGAGUAAGGAAAAGUUUAUGUCAGGGACAAAGAAAGACAGAAGGUUACUUGGAUCCAAGAGACCACUUCUCUUGAUCUUCCACUGCCGUCACCUUCAACUGAUGAGAGUCUAGGUAACUCUGAUAACCCUGAAUACACAGAUCUUGAUAUUCCUAUUGUCCACCGGAAGGGUGUGAGGUCUUGUACUCAAUAUCCUAUCUCUAAAUUUUUAUCCUAUUCUAAUUUGUCUCCCUCAUAUAGAGCUUCCGUGUCAAAAAUUUCCUCUAUUAGUAUACCUGAUCAUUUCAGGAUGCUCUUACCACCCCUGAGUGGAAACGUGCCAUGAUUGAAGAGAUGAAAGCACUUCAUAAGAAUGGCACUUGGGAAUUGACAGAGUUACCUAAGGACAAACGAAUUGUGGGAUGCAAGUGGGUGUAUACUGUGAAGCACAAGACAGAUGGUUCGAUUGAGCACUUUAAGGCUUGCCUUGUGGCAAAAAGCUUUACUCAGACUUAUGGAGUAGACUAUCAAGAGACAUUUGCACCAGUUGCUAAGAUGAAUUCAGUCAGGGUAAUCCUCUCUCUGGCAGCUAAUCUGGAUUGGCCACUUCACCAAUUUGAUGUAAAGAAUGCUUUCUUACAUGGUGAUCUAGAAGAAGUGUAUAUGGGCAUUCCUCAUGGCUUUGAAGAUCUUAAAACAAAGGGUAAGGUGUGCAGGCUUCAAAAAUCAUUAUAUGGUCUCAAACAGUCCCAAAGGGCUUGAUGUGAGAGAUUUACUCAAGCAAUACUUAGAUAUGGAUUCAAACAAGGUCAAACUAAUCACACUUUGUUUGUUAAACAUUCAUUAUAUGGUAAGACUAUAGCUCUCAUUGUAUAUGUAGAUAACAUAGUACUUACAAGAGAUGAUGCUGAAGAAAUUCUUCGGUUGAAGGAAUAUUUGGCAAGCGAGUUUGAAAUCAAAGACUUGGGAAACUUAAAGUAUUUCCUAGGUAUUGAGGUUGCCCAGUCCAAGGAUGGAAUCUUCAUUUGUCAAAGGAAAUAUGUGCUUGAUCUAUUAAAAGAAAUCGGGAUGCUUGGCAGUAAAGCUUGUGACACACAGCUAGAGCCAAACCAAAAACUUGGUGAUGACAGUGGAGGAGUUCUUGUUGACAGGGGAAUUAUCAAAGACUAGUGGAUAAACUCAUUUACCUAUCUCAUUCACGUCCGGACAUUGCUGUUGCGGUUAGUGUGGUUAGUCAGUUCAUGCACACUCCUCAUGAGGGACACCUAGCUGCAGUUAUACGGAUUCUUAGAUACCUAAAAUUUUCGCCUGGAAAGGGCUUUUAUUUCUCCAAACAUGAUCAUCUUAGUGUGGAAGUUUAUAUAGACGCUGAUUGGGCAAGAUUGGUAAUUGAUAGAAGGUCCACAUCAGGAUAUUGUACCUUUGUUGGGCGAAAUUUGGUUACUUGGAGAAGUAAGAAGCAGAAUGGGGUAGCUAGAUCUAGUGCAGAGGUGGAGUUAGAGCCAUGUCACAAGGUGUGUGUGAACUUUUGUGGAUCAAGUUACUAUUGAGUAAUCUGGGAAUUGAACAGACAGACUCUAUGCGCCUAUACUGUGACAAUAAGACUGCUAUUAACAUAGCUCACAAUCUAGUUCAACAUGACCAAACAAAACAUGUUGAAAUUGAUUGUCGCUUCAUCAAGGAGAAACUCACUAGUGACACUAUAUGUACCACUUUGUAAAGUCUGGAGAACAAUUGGCAGAUAUUCUCACCAAGGGAGUUGCAAGUAAACCGUUCUAUGAUAUUUUUAGCAAGCUGGGCGUGAGAGAUAUUUUUGCACCAGCUUGAGAGGCAGUGUUAGAAUAAUAUCUUUGUCUAUGUGAUUGUGAUUCUACUUAGCUGUCAUUAUUUGUAGUUUCCUUUUGUGCCUUGAGGCUUCUAUUGUACGCUUCAUAUUAUUAAUAUAUAAAGAAGUGAUAGUCUCAUCAUUCCUUAAGUUUGAUUUCUCCUCAAAUAAACACUAACAUUACGGAUACAUGGAGGGGUUACCCUUUGCUACGUAGGCCUAUCGUGUAGGAUGAAAAGAGGAGAAGGAGGAGGUGGCAAACAAUAUAGAGAAAGAU